AUGACUCCUUUUUCUCCUCCUACAUUUUCUGGCCUAGUCUGUCCUGAUGCCUACCAAUCGUACACGAGUUCACCAGGUCAGCCAAGAUCAACUCCGGAGCGACACCUUCUACCGGUGCCCUCUUCCAGCGAUGGACGCCAGCUGCUUCCCUCAGGCCUGCCGACACUCGGGUAUGCAGGUCUUCCGAUACCCCCAGAUGCCCUCAAGGAAGCCUCGAAUAUCGAACAGUCCACAUACAGUCAUACUCCCACCAUCACUGUUUUGCAACCAUCAUCUUCCGUUGAGCAGGACAACUAUGCCUCGGCCAUCCAUCAGAUGCGCGACCAGCCUCUACCGGUGCCUUACUCUGCGGAAGAGGCCUCGUCAGCAUUGACCACUUUCACAGCCCUUCAAUACGCCUACAGCCUGCAGGCAUGUCUUCCUCAGCCCUGGACACAUGCUCGACCGGAUGUGGGUCCAGAAGAGCAUGUGCCAAAGAACAAGCAAUGGCAGACGGAGAAGCCAGACGAGGCGAGGCAGAAGUUGGCGACGAGCAGGCAACGGCGUCGGCGAGACGAGACUGAGGCCACUAAACUAGAGGCUGGGCCAGCGAUGAAAUGGAAUAGAAUGAGAAACGAUCCGACUGCAGGAGGCCAGGAAACCGUCGCCAGAGUAAAUAACAAAAAGACGCAUCCCCUAUUUUCUGGAACAGCUGAGUCUGGGCUUUCAGGAUCACAUCUGUCCACGUCAGACGUCGAAAGAGCUCAGCAAUUUGCAGCCAGUCAAACUCAAAUUGGAAAAUAA
Molecule: messenger RNA, 783 nt
Organism: Protopolystoma xenopodis
Lineage: Eukaryota; Metazoa; Platyhelminthes; Monogenea; Polystomatidea; Polystomatidae
Source: the annotation of a GenBank genome assembly